Coccinella septempunctata (seven-spotted ladybird) is the source of this 4258-nucleotide messenger RNA. It is a transcript of the gene Ptr, whose product is annotated as patched domain-containing protein 3. The record is from RefSeq and is a predicted model, not a curated record. The transcript has 12 exons. The coding region runs from base 296 to 3505 and encodes 1069 amino acids. Gene Ontology annotation, cellular component: plasma membrane; cytoplasmic vesicle membrane. NCBI's taxonomy places the organism in Eukaryota, Metazoa, Arthropoda, Insecta, Coleoptera, Coccinellidae.
CAUCAUCAGACUGGCACUGGCCAGAGAGCUCAACAAUAUCAACAACCGGCGAAGAAGUAGUAGAUCGUGUCGCGGUAGAGGAGCGCUCACAGACGAACGUGCUUCUGACGAACGAACGAACAACCCCUAGAAGAGGGCUGAAUUAAAGACGAUCCUUCAUACCGGUUCUGGUCCUUGAAGAAGGAAGUGCAUUGUGGAAGGAUUCCGAACAUGUCUAGUGGCCCAUGUGAAUAGGUGUUUUCAUUAGUUGGUGUUUUGUGCGAGACAGUUUGGAUUAUUUUGUUUAUCGACAACGAUGGGUGGUUUGCGUUGUGUGGACUCGCUCCUUAACAGGGCUUUCUACAAGUUAGGAACUAUAGUAGGAAAACAUCCAGGAUAUUUCAUCAUAGUGCCAGUUCUACUCACACUUCUUGGUAUAACAGGAGUACAACAGAUGCGAAACAAUAUUGAUCCUGAAUAUCUGUUCAGUCCCAUAAAUGGACCAGGAAAGUAUGAGAGAGCUGUUGCAGAGGAAUAUUUCAAAGUAAACUACACCAGUCGAUUCAAUGUAGCUAGGAUCACUAGAGCAGGACGUUUCGGAAGAGUUAUAGUGACUUCGAAGGAUGGAAUCAAGAAUAUGCUUAGAGCAGAAAUCUGGAAGGAACUACGGCUUUUGGAUGGACUCAUCCAAAACAUGACUGUUUUCUACAAUGACGAAUAUUUCACUUACAAGGACAUUUGUGCCAGAUGGCAGUCCGAAUGUUUUCAAAACGAUAUUCUGAAUUUGGACUAUAUUAUAGACGAUGUCCAAACUGGUGCUUUAAAUCUGACCUUCCCACUCAUGUUCAACCCAGUCACUUGGGACGCCCAUGCCUUCCCAGUUUUCUUCGGUGGUACCGAAGUUAGUGAAGAUGGAAUAAUAAUCAGCGUUCCCUCAGUUCAACUCGUGUAUUUUGGAAAUGCGGACACCAAAAAAUUCGACAAGAUGGGUGCUGCUUGGGAGGACGCUUUUCUGGAUUUGAUCGAGGAAAAACAAGACAAGCAGAAUAUUUUCGAGCACAUAAGGAUCGCUAGGUUUUCUUCUAGAACGCUCGAUCACGAAUUAGAGAAAAAUACGAAAUCAGUGGUGCCUUACUUUAGUUCCACUUUCGCCAUUAUGGCUUUAUUCUCAGUGGUGACCUGCAUGAUGACGGACUGGGUAAGGUCCAAGCCUUGGCUGGGACUUCUUGGGAACUUGAGCGCAGCUAUGGCAACCCUAUGUGCCUUUGGAAUCUGCAUGUAUGCAGGGGUGGACUUCAUUGGAAUAAAUUUGGCUGCACCGUUCCUGAUGAUCGGUAUCGGAAUUGACGACACCUUCGUGAUGUUGGCAGCUUGGAGGAGGACUUCCAUGAAACACAGCGUCCCAGAAAGAAUGGCGCAAAUGAUGAGCGAAGCGGCAGUCUCCAUUACCAUAACGUCAGUAACCGAUUUCUUCAGUUUCGGAAUCGGUAUCUUCAGUCCUUUUCCUUCUGUGACUAUUUUUUGCAUAUACUCAGGUGCUGCCACUUGUCUAUUGUUCAUCUGGCACAUAACCUUUUUUGCUGCCUGCGUCGCUAUCUCUGGUUACGCUGAAGAGAAGAACCUCCAUUCGAUUAUUUGUAUCCCCGUCCAGCCUGUAUCAAAGUCGCAAAACAGAUGGUGGAUCUACCACCUCUGCUGCAGUGGUGGAGUAGACCACGAAGACAUGGACAACCCUCUGGAUAACACCGAAAACGGCGUCAUGGUAUUCUUCAGAGAUUACUUCGCAGCUUUUCUGAAUAAUGGAUUCGUCAAAUUCCUGGUAAUCUUGGUGUUCCUUGGCUACCUGGCUGGUGCAGGAUAUGGCGUUACGCAGAUCCAGGAGGGCUUGGAAAGGCGUAAAGUGGCCAAGAACGAUUCCUACGCCAUUGAGUUCUUUGACAGGGAAGACGAUUAUUAUAGAGAAUUUCCGUACAGGAUGCAAGUGAUAGUAGCGGGCACAUACGAUUACUCCAAUGAAACAAUCCAAGACCAAGUGGAAACAUUGACACAACAGUUGGAGAACACCUCUUACGUCUCAAACCAACUUUACACAGAAUCAUGGCUGAGGAGUUUCCUCCAAUAUGCAGAAAGAAACCAGGAGUACCUUAACUUCACCAUCGACAAAAAGGAUGAUUUCAACAAGGUUCUGAAAGAGUUGUGGCUGCCCCCAACCAGUCCUUUCUCUCUAGAUGUCAAAUUCGACGAAUCUGGCGACAAUAUAGUAGCGAUGAGAUUCCUGGUGCAGGCUGUCAACAUUUCAGGAACCGAGCAUGAGAAGGAGAUGGUCAGAGCUCUCAGGGAAAUUUGCAAGGAAUCACCGUUGAACGCUACAAUCUUCCAUCCUUAUUUCGUCUUUUUCGAUCAGUUCGAACUUGUUCGUCCACAGUCCAUUCAGAACAUGCUCAUUGGAGGAAUCAUCAUGAUGAUUGUAUCCUUUGUUUUCAUCCCCAAUUUCUUGUGUUCCUUCUGGGUUGCAAUCAGUAUAGUUUCAAUCGAGACUGGUGUUAUUGGAUACAUGGCAUUAUGGGGCGUAAACUUAGACUCCAUCUCUAUGAUCAACCUCAUCAUGUGCAUAGGAUUCAGUGUGGAUUUCACUGCCCACAUCUGUUACGCGUACAUGAGCUCAAAGGCAGAAUCCCCCGAUGAAAGGGUUAGGGAGUGUCUUUACGCUUUAGGACUGCCAAUAUUGCAAGGAUCUAUCAGUACAAUCCUGGGAAUGAUGGCUUUGAUCCUUGCUAAUAACUACAUAUUCGCUGUUUUCUUCAAAAUGGUUUUCUUGGUGGUGUUCUUCGGAGCCAUGCAUGGCCUAUUCCUCCUACCCGUUCUUCUAUCAUUAUUCGGACCUGGAUCCUUCUCAAAACGAACCCGACAUGAAGAUAUCAAGAUGUCCAACGUAGAAAAAUCCCUGCCUCGUCCUUACUGCAUACCACACCCGCAGCUCAAAAUCAAUGGUGGCAACUUGGGUAAUACCCUCAGAAGCCAGAACAUACCAACAUUAGAAAAAUAUGACAGUGCCAACUUAAAAUCGUACAACGUUGACAAGGAUUUGGGUCUUGGUACAUCAGAGGAAAACUCAAGCGAAUCGAGCUCAAACCAUUCGAAUAAAAAGCCGGUUUUGGACAAGGAAUCUUUGGAUAAAAAGUACCAAGAAUCCUGGAUAAACACACCAGAGAUGUCAUCCAGUCAGUUUCAUACCUCUCAGGUGCUGGAUAUCUUCGGUACUGAUUCGGAACAAGAGUAUUACAGGAGGAGAGAAGUAGCUGAUCGUAACAGACGGCAAUUCCAAGAGUUGCCAAGACGAGAAGAAACGAACAGAAGACAGGGAAAUGGACAUAGGAGGUACUCUCCACCAGAAUCCUGGUAUUAUCCGCAUCCUCCUCAGCCUCAAGAAAUUUCAGCCAUCAGGAGAGAAAGAGCUUUGGGAAGAUCAAAUUCUUACCAUAAUAUCAUGCAUCCUAGAUAUCUCCAGGAGUUCAAAUUUCCUUGAUCAGUAUCAAUUUAGAAAUAGAACCAAUAAUCAGUAGCUUCGGAAGGUGAAACCAAAAAAUAAAGUUAUAAAUCGUAUUUUGGUCGCGCAUUUAUGUACCUACUAGAAUCAAAAUAAUUUGUUAUGUUCAGAUGUUAUUACUUUGUUCAUUUUAUAGUUCCCAACCUAGAAUUUUCUUGGGUUGUUCGUAUUUCUCAGGGAAAUUUUUCACUCCAUAGAAUUUAUCAAAUUAUUAUUAUUAAUCAUACACAAUUCCCAAAAUUUCGAUUGAUGUUGUUAACACCCUAUGGAGCAGAAAUACUGAGGAAUUAAUGUUAAAUCCAGUGUACAUAUUAUAGAUAUUUAAAUGUAUUUAUCACAGAAAUAUCUUGACCAGUAGAUUUUCUCAAUUUCACGACAACCAAAAAUGGUCGAAUCUUCAUCAAUUCUACCAAUAAACUCUUCAUUUCUGACAAAUUUAAAUAAUUAUUAUUUUGGGGAAAAAUUAAGUACGAAAUUUGGACCAGGUGUUUCAGGUUCUGUUCGUUGUUGUAGUGUGAUAAAAAGAAGGGUUAAUUCUGGUACUAUUUAAUUUUAUCUUGAUGACUGACAAAUAGGGGGCUUCACAGAGGUUUGAAACUUGUGCUCCUGCAAUUGAAUGCUCAAUAUCUUCAUUGAAUCGUUUAUAGUCUUAGUGUAUAAGUUGUAAAUAAAGAUUUGAAUAUAACUUUUGUAAAAUAUUUUUACUUAGAACAAUUAAAAAUAUUUUCAUUA